AUGUCUAGAUCCAAUUUGUCCGCAAAUUCAUUCUCGAAUGUCCGCAGACGUCCGCAAAUUCUCUCGAAAACGUCCGCAAAUGUCUACUGUAUUUAUUUAAUUUAUAAACUUUAUUUUAGCCACACCCUUUAUUCCCCCAAUUUUCUCAUAAAUUUUUUAGGCAGAAACACACAAUGUUGUAAAAAUUGCACCUUUAUUGGUUUCAUUCAAACCCUCUCUUUUUUAUUUCUUUAUACAAAACAUGUUCAAUGUCAUUCCCAGUCACUUUCCUCCUUUCAUUUCCGCCCAAUUUCUUCUCCUUUUUAUAAAUCCGCCUUGUCAUGUAAAAGUUUGUGUUUUAAGGAUUUAAUUUUUAAAAGACUUGGAGGAAUUGUUUUCGAAAAUACUCGGGGCCAAUUUACAAAAAUUUUUAGGAAACUGGAAUAUUUUUAUGAAAUUUGGCAAAAACCGGGACCUUCCUAUUUUAUUUAG
Messenger RNA from Meloidogyne enterolobii, 471 nucleotides. NCBI's taxonomy places the organism in Eukaryota, Metazoa, Nematoda, Chromadorea, Rhabditida, Meloidogynidae. The record is from the annotation of a GenBank genome assembly.